AUGUCGCAUCAGCAGCCUACCAUCGUCCCAUCAUCGGGAGUAUCAGACUCUCUUUCUGAUAACGGAAGUCUCAAUGGGAAAAGCAAAGACGAAAACGAUGGAUAUCCAAGCGACCCGGUGCCUCCGACCGCACCAGCCCUGGCUGCUCAGCAAGGGCAGCGCAUGGAAGCGGCAAUGGGAGAUGCGAUCCUACGAUUUCUGCGGAUAAGAAAGCCUCGAAGAAACGAUAUCUACGAUCUUGAUGCGGUCGCGACGCAGCCGAGUAUCUGGGACUCGCCCGACAUCGAACGAUACAAAGAACUGUAUAUCCACCCGCAGUGGGAGAACUGGUUGGCCUUUGAUCCUAACUUUCGUUGGACUUGGCGUGAAGAGAAUGCUGUCCGACACAAGGUUGACUGGAAGAUCAUGGUUUGGAUGUGCAUCAUGUUUGCGGCGUUGAACAUUGACAGGAACAACAUUCAAAACGCUGUAUCGGAUAACAUGCUUGAUGACUUGGGCAUUACACACGCCGACUACAAUAUUGGACAAACCAUUUCUCGAGUCGGCUUCCUUGUUGCUGAGUUGCCAUCGCAGCUGAUCUCAAAGCGAAUUGGACCAGAUAUGUGGAUUCCCAUCCAGCUUUGUAUCUUCAGUCUUAUCUCAGCAAUGCAGUUCUUCCUGAAGGGCCGCGCAUCAUUCCUUGCUACAAGAUAUCUCAUUGCAACAUUCCAAGGCGGCUUCAUUCCCGACACGAUUCUCUACCUCAGCUACUGGUAUACUGGCACAAGACUCCCAAUACGACUGGCUUGGUUCUGGAUGUCUUCGCAGCUCGUCGAUAUCGGAGUUGGAUUUGCCGCUGUCGGUAUGCUCUCCAUGCGUGGAAUGCUUGGAUAUGAAGGUUGGAGAUGGCUCUUCCUCAUCGAAGGAGCGUUUACUUUCCUUAUCGGCGUUGCAUCCUUCUUCCUGAUGCCUCAAUCACCAGCUAGAACGAAGAGUUGGUGGAAUCCGAAGGGCUACUUCACGGAGCACGAACAGAAGAUCAUUGUCAACUCGGUUAUUCGCGAUGACCCUCAAAAGGGAGGUAUGUACAACCGACAAGGUCUAUCCGUCCGCCAAAUCUGGGAAUGCACCAAGGAUUACGAUAUGUGGCCACUCUACGCUCUCGGCCUUCUCUUCGGCCUACCAAAGUACCCCGUCAACCAAUACCUCACGUUAUCCUUCCGUGGACUGGGCUUCAACGUCAUCGAGACCAACCUUCUGUCCAUACCAUAUAUCGUCGGCUCUUGCACCACGAUGCUUGCCAUCACAGCGUUCAGUGAACUCGUCAACAACCGGAGCUUUGUCUCGAUGGCGGAGGAUGCUUGGUUGCUUCCAUGCUUCGUGGCACUGAUUGCGUUGCCUGACCCGAUCGGGCCUUGGGCUUACUUUGCCAUCUCAACUGUGCUUCUGUCUUUUCCAUACACUCAUCCCAUCCAAGUCGCAUGGACGAGCAGGAAUGCGGGGUCGGUGCAAAACAGAACAGUCUCAGCAUCACUUUACAAUAUGUGGGUUCAGGUCAGUGGAAUGAUUGGAGCAAACAUCUAUCAGCCAAGCGACUCGCCACGAUACUCCAAAGCCAAUACAGGUCUACUCGUCAUUUGUGUAUGGAUGUGUCUCAUUCAAUAUCCCGGGACCUUCUUUUAUUAUAGGUGGAGGAACAACCAGAAGGCCAAGAAAUGGGACGCCAUGACCCCAGAGGAGCAACAUCAUUACAGGACUACAACGACCGAUAAGGGCAACAAGCGACUCGACUUUCGUUUCGCGACUUAG
This is a messenger RNA of Fusarium verticillioides 7600, 1788 nucleotides long. RefSeq lists its product as hypothetical. The transcript has 16 exons. NCBI's taxonomy places the organism in Eukaryota, Fungi, Ascomycota, Sordariomycetes, Hypocreales, Nectriaceae. Gene Ontology annotation, cellular component: membrane. Bases 1 to 1788 code for a protein of 595 amino acids. Gene Ontology annotation, biological process: transmembrane transport. Gene Ontology annotation, molecular function: transmembrane transporter activity. The record is from RefSeq and is a predicted model, not a curated record.